Molecule: messenger RNA, 4034 nt
Organism: Elgaria multicarinata webbii
Lineage: Eukaryota; Metazoa; Chordata; Lepidosauria; Squamata; Anguidae
Gene: AHCYL1
Product: adenosylhomocysteinase like 1
Exons: 17
Coding region: 154-1737 (527 amino acids)
Biological process (GO): L-methionine cycle
Cellular component (GO): cytosol
Source: RefSeq, a predicted model, not a curated record
CCCGCCCCUUGUCGGAGCGCGGCGGCUGCAGUCUUGGCGGUUGCUGAGGGAGGUCGUGGAGCCGGCGAGGGGAACCCGGUCGACGCAGCCGUCGCAGCACCACUAGCAACUCCAGCUCCAGCUCCGUUGGCCUCAACGUCUUGCCCCUCCAGGAUGUCUUCGAUGCCAGACGCGGCCGCCGGGGACGAGCGGAAGCAGGCGAAGGAGAUGGAGGACGCAGAGAAAUACUCCUUCAUGUCCACGCUCACCAAGGCGCCCAAGAAGCAAAUCCAGUUUGCGGAUGAUAUGCAAGAGUUCAGCAAAUUCCCAACCAAGACUGGUCGCCGGUCUCUAUCUCGUUCCAUUUCACAGUCUUCCACUGACAGCUAUAGCUCUGCGGCAUCCUACACAGACAGCUCUGAUGAUGAAGUUUCCCCUAGAGAAAAGCAGCAAACUAAUUCCAAGGGCAGUAGCAAUUUCUGUGUCAAGAAUAUCAAACAGGCAGAGUUUGGUCGUCGGGAGAUAGAGAUUGCUGAGCAAGAUAUGUCUGCACUGAUUUCAUUAAGAAAACGAGCUCAGGGGGAGAAGCCUUUGGCUGGAGCUAAAAUAGUGGGAUGUACACAUAUCACAGCACAGACUGCGGUCUUGAUUGAGACAUUGUGUGCGCUAGGAGCUCAGUGCCGCUGGUCUGCUUGUAAUAUUUAUUCUACUCAGAAUGAGGUGGCUGCUGCCUUGGCUGAGGCUGGUGUUGCUGUAUUUGCCUGGAAAGGAGAGUCCGAGGAUGACUUUUGGUGGUGCAUUGAUCGCUGUGUUAAUGUAGACAGCUGGCAGGCCAAUAUGAUCUUGGAUGAUGGGGGAGACCUGACACAUUGGGUGUAUAAGAAAUAUCCGAAUGUAUUUAAGAAGAUCAGAGGCAUUGUAGAAGAGAGUGUGACGGGUGUGCACAGGUUAUACCAGUUAUCAAAAGCUGGGAAACUGUGUGUUCCUGCCAUGAAUGUCAACGACUCUGUCACCAAACAGAAAUUUGAUAACCUGUACUGCUGCAGAGAAUCAAUCUUAGAUGGCCUAAAGCGGACCACUGAUGUGAUGUUUGGAGGGAAGCAAGUGGUGGUGUGCGGUUAUGGUGAGGUUGGAAAAGGAUGCUGUGCAGCUCUGAAGGCCUUGGGAGCCAUAGUUUACAUCACAGAGAUUGAUCCCAUCUGUGCUCUUCAAGCCUGCAUGGAUGGGUUUCGGGUAGUGAAGCUCAAUGAAGCCAUUCGUCAGGUGGAUGUAGUCAUAACUUGCACAGGAAAUAAGAACGUGGUGACUAGAGAGCACUUGGACCGAAUGAAAAAUAGCUGCAUUGUGUGUAAUAUGGGCCAUUCCAACACUGAAAUUGAUGUGGCUAGUCUUCGUACUCCAGAGCUGACCUGGGAGCGUGUGCGUUCUCAAGUGGAUCAUGUAAUCUGGCCUGAUGGCAAGCGAGUUGUUCUACUGGCUGAGGGUCGACUUCUCAAUCUGAGCUGUUCAACUGUUCCUACCUUUGUUCUGUCUAUCACAGCUACCACUCAGGCUCUGGCUUUGAUUGAGCUUUAUAAUGCUCCUGAAGGACGAUACAAACAAGAUGUGUACCUUCUGCCUAAAAAGAUGGAUGAAUAUGUUGCCAGCUUGCACCUGCCUUCAUUUGAUGCCCACCUGACAGAACUAACAGAUGAUCAAGCAAAAUAUCUGGGACUCAAUAAAAAUGGGCCCUUUAAACCAAACUAUUAUAGGUACUGAUGGACCAUAAUGCUGAAGGACCAGACGGCAUAAUCUACACAAGAGCUUUAGCAAGAAUAUUUUUAAAGAACAUAUAUUUUGUGUUACUUCCAAACACAUUUGGUUUUUUUCUUUUAUUCAUGUGAUUUUAUUGUCCUUCCUCAUUCUUUAAUAUUUCCCUGUCUCUGACCUUACAGACAACCUGGAGUUUCCCUGCGGCAUCACCACUAAAUUAAUGUGGUUUCAGCUCUUUUGCUUUACUAGGUUUGAGGGUUCCCUUUGGUGAUGUGGGGUAUUCCUCUCCUGUGGUGAUUUUAUUUUUAAAUUUAAAAAUUUCUAAGGCACCUUAGUUGUAGUUGGUAGAUCUGCAAAAUAUUCAGAGUACUAUUUUUUUCUGUGUGGAAUUAUCUGCAAAUUCUAAAUGGCCUUAAUAAGCCCCAAUUUAUUAGCUGCUAGAUCAUUGUUCCUUUUCCUCCACAGGAACAGAGUUGACACCUUGUGACUGGUUAGGUUAUAGGUGUAUAUACAACAAAUGCCUAAUACCUGAUCCUAAUUUGUUAUGUGGAGAAAACGCCUCUUCAUUUCAGUGGGACAGUUUCAAAUACUAUUUAUGAUCAAUUAGGGUAUUUUUCCCACAUGAAAUGUGCAUGCCUGGUUACACUAAGCCUAGGUAGAUUUUAACUUAUAUUUUUAAGUUGCUAGGGUGCUAAUCUGAAAUGAAAUGGAUAUUGGUUAUCCAUUCUCUUCACCUCUCCAUAGUUUUUAGACUUUAGAGCUGGGGUGGGGUUCUUGCUGCUUUAAGCCAAGAUGUACCAAUACCGUAUUUUAAAAGGCAAUGGGUAAGAAUUCCUUUUGCUUUUAGUUUGGAGAAUAUUAAGGCAGAAAAUUUUAGUUAAUGUGUUGCAGAAAUGUUGGGGCCACUUAAGAACCAGAUCAGUCCUUUAGGGCUGAGAUUGUAUUGUAUCUCCUAUACUCCAUUCCUUCAUUUGCACAGCACAGGAGAUGUUCGGAUAAUUGUAGUAGCUUAGCUUUUCAGAUCCUAUAAAAAUGAUUCAUUCUGUAAAGCACUUCCCUCCAUCUUCAGGCUCCAUUUGUAGCAAAUGAAUAUUGAAGGUGGAAUCCCUUCCCAUUGGCACGCUAUUUUAAGUGCUCUGCUGCUUUAAUUAUCUUAUCUCAGUAGGAUAGAAUAUUCUGUUCAGUUAGCAUGAUGCACUAGUACUUCUGUGAGAUUACAGUGCAGCCCAGGUUUCAUACUUUAGUGCCAUGAAAAUGAGGGGGAGUUUCAGCAUCAUUAACAGAGGCAAACAUUAAGCUAAGGAGGGUGGUUCAGGUAAAUAUUGCCUGGGUCUGAUCACUUCAGACUUGUGCUGAAGUCUCAAGGAGCAGGGACAAGCCAGACACUACUCUGAAUCAUGGUGAACACAUGUCUAACCUUGAACUUUCUGCCUUUUUAUGUAAGCUUUGCAGAAAAUUUGAUGUAAAUACUGAAAAUGACAUUCCUAACUCCCAUCUUCAUAAAAAUCUGUCUCUCUAUUCUAUGAUGUAGGCUGUUGUCUUUCCCGGUAGUCCUUCAUUGAGAAGAAUAAAUUACCUGUGCAGAGCCUGAGCCACCAAACCUUUGCACACCCAUGCUUGCUGUCUAAUACUCAGAACCCUAAAUGACCUUUCUCCUGUACCUUUUGUCCCAGAUAGCUGUGUGGUUUCUCUUUGGCAGCUGUGCGGUGGCAACUAGGCCUUGCAGAAUGGUGCUGGCCAUUGACUGACUUGAAUGCAAGAGCUCCCUCUGCCUCCAACAAUUCCAAUCCACCUCAUUUUCCAGGAUCUAAUUUUAAGUUUGGUCAGGCCAAAUGAAUUCUGUUUUUAUUUCUUGUUGACAAAGUUAUCCCACACCUGGACAUAUAUGUGUCCUCUCAGUUCUUUCAUCAAGAUAGCUGUCUUGUACUUUGUUUCUUAAUUUCACAGCUCUGUUGCCACAAGUUCUGAUCUCAGAACUGGCUUGGAUCCCUCUAUGCCAAGCAAAGUUUGUUCCCAAAAAUCCUCCUUCAAGCUAAGGAGGAUCUCUUCAUUGCAUUUGUCUGCCUCUAUAUUGCAGUGUCAAUAGAUACCUUAGCUAAGGGCUCCAUCUCUGUAUAAGCCAUGGAAGAAAUUGUCGGGCCUGGCGACACCUCAGUUUGGUCAGAGGGAGCAUGUUAUAGCAUCAACCCAGGUGGGGAUAGGUUUAUUUUGUAUAUGAAUGAUUUUUAAUGAAUGCAAUAUUAAUCCUUGCAGAUGAGCAAUAAAUCAUUACGCGAAGUCUCAAUAAAACAAUUAGAAGACUA